AUGGCGUCCAAGUCACCGACCGCGGCCUCUCCGCUGCGAAAACCGUCAUCUGCGCCCGACACCCCUAUGGUAGGGGAGCCCACGAACACAGCACCACAACCUGUUUCUUUCCCUCCACCGCAGACAUUUGACAUAAUUCCUCCGUUGCAUGGUCUUCUUCUGCGUCUUCUUUCAGCGCAAACAGCUGGUGAGGGCGGUCCAAGAACCGCUGGUGAAGCAGGUCAAGCGCCAUCAGGGUCGUCGGGUCCGGGCCAAGGUGUUCAGCAACAGACUUCGGCAACUGGGAGUGGACUUGCGCCAUUGAGUGCGAAAAAUUUGCCGACAGAGGCAAGCUCGAUCAAGAUUCGCAUACAAAAGGCACACGCGGUUGUUGAAAGCCUACCUGACAUCGGUCGCUCGGUCGCUGAGCAGGAGAAGGAGAUUGAGGAGCUCGAGAAUCGUAUCGCCAGGUUGAACGCGGUCCUUUCAGCUUUCGGGAAGAGGGCAGACACGGGGGCUUGA
Molecule: messenger RNA, 501 nt
Organism: Aspergillus viridinutans
Lineage: Eukaryota; Fungi; Ascomycota; Eurotiomycetes; Eurotiales; Aspergillaceae
Product: RNA polymerase II mediator complex middle subunit MED9
Exons: 1
Coding region: 1-501 (166 amino acids)
Biological process (GO): regulation of transcription by RNA polymerase II
Cellular component (GO): mediator complex
Molecular function (GO): transcription coregulator activity
Source: RefSeq, a predicted model, not a curated record